CACAAACGACUCAGUCUUUAUCCUGACGCUCAGCAGAAUGGUCUUCACUAAUAAGGUUGUCUUAAUAACUGGUGCUAGCAGCGGCAUUGGUGCUUCUUGUGCUCUUCGAUUUGCUGCAUUAAAUGCCAACUUAGCUUUAGUCGGUAGGAACGUGAAAAAUCUUAACAACGUUGCUGGUAAAUGUGAAGAAUUAAAAGGAAAUAGACCCCUUACAAUUAAAGCUGAUAUUAGCAUAGAUGAAGAUGUCCAACGGAUUAUUGUAGAUACAAUAAAUCGCUAUGGAAAGCUAGAUGUACUUGUUAACAACGCCGGAAUUCUCAUCAUGUCAGGUAUUACAGGCGAUAUAAAGAACUUCGACAAAAUGAUAGCAACAAACAUCCGUGGGACAUAUCUACUCACUCAGAAGGCAGUACCUUAUUUGCUGGAAACCAAAGGUAACAUUGUAAACGUAUCAAGCGUCGUCUCUAUGAAGCCUGUACCCGGUAUGAUGGCAUAUUCCAUGACGAAGGGAGCCAUGGAUAUAUUCACCAAGUGCACAGCUUUGGAACUUGGCCCGAAAGGUGUGAGAGUGAAUAUGGUAAAUCCAGGACCAGUUAAUACGAACCUGUUCACUGCUAACUCGCUCAGCCCCGAUCAGAAAGAGCAAUUCCUUGAAAAAAUAAGUGAACUUUUACCUUUAAAGAAACUUGUAAAAUCCGAUGAUGUGGCCAAGCUCAUUUCGUUUUUGGCCAGUGAAGAUGCCAACUGUAUCACGGGAUCGAGUCAUAUAAUUGACUGUGGAGUAAUGCUAGGGGAUCCAUAUGCCUAAUUUAGAAACAAAGUGUGUUUCGUUUGUUGCACGAAUAGACCGUUGAAACACAGGAAGUUAAAUGAGAUGUAGUAAACGUCGCAUCAUACAUACAAUCCGCUGACUCUGCGACCCACAUUGUGUCAUAAAACCCAUAAUUUAUUAUUUGGCAUAUAAAAAUGUUAUGUAUUUCAUACCUCAAAUAAAUAAAUAAUUUUCUUGUAACAUUUAUCUGUUGAUAAAUAUACAUACAUUAAUACGAUUAUAAAUGUUAUUCUAUUAAACAAGAGAACCGAAAUACUUCAGUCAGACAAUAGAAGACAAAAUGUUUUGAAUGUCCUCUCAAAUAACAAAUGUAGGCCCGAGAUAGAAACAUCCCGCGGUCUGCAAUCGCUAACAUUAAGAUAAAACCCACAAUUCUUGAAGUAUUUUCUCCGAAUUCCGUUCUUUUGGAGGUGUGAAAUGUGUGGAGCCUUAUCGCAACCUCCCUUCAGGACCAAUUUAAUGUUAUCUCCCGUUAAUUUUCACCCAUAAUUUCGCCUCAUUAUUUAAACCGGCUUUCUUCGCUUGAAUAUUUUUGACGUUGAUUGAAUUAAUUUAUGAAUUGUGAAAGUGUUUUGGGAAAUAAAUAUUUUUUUCUAGAGAUAUUUAUCAAAAUAUAUUCGUAGUAAUUGUAUUAAACUUUGGUUAAAUUUUGAUUUUAAGUAAUUUAGUGAUUAAAAAGAAUAAACGUUCAUUUAUUAUUAUUCUUUAUCGAAAAAAUUAAUCAUAAAGAUGAACAACACAGCAUGUAUAACACGCCUACGUAUAGGUACAUUGUAAAAUAAUAAUCUAAAACUCAAUAUAAUGCUUUAAACAUAUUUUUCAAAGAACUAUAUAAUUCAAUAUAUAUUUUAAUUAUAUUAAACGAAAUAUUCCCCAAUUCGCUGACUUAUCUUGAACGCUUGCCAGGUUCCCAAUAUAUUGGACAUCCUAGGCCCAAGAGACUGAAAAGUGCGUGGUUACAAAAAUUCUUGUUCGAUGUAUAAAAACUGUCUUUAAUACGAUUCAAUAAGGUUCAAAACGAAUUGCGUUAAAAACAACUUGGUAAGAACGAACUAUCAACGUUUAUAUCCGCCGGACCAUACAUCGUUUUACGAGUAAUUUGUGUGGAGCGUGUUAAGAAUAAUACAACACUUGUCAAAUAUUGCAUCUGGGUCUGAUUUUCAUAUGAAAAUCGACUGUUGACAGUUUAGAUUAGAAUCUAAAUUGUAUUCUCGAAUAAAAAUGGCCAGUAUUUA
Messenger RNA from Pieris brassicae (large cabbage white), 2067 nucleotides. Its product is annotated as glucose 1-dehydrogenase-like. The coding region runs from base 38 to 808 and encodes 256 amino acids. NCBI's taxonomy places the organism in Eukaryota, Metazoa, Arthropoda, Insecta, Lepidoptera, Pieridae. The record is from RefSeq and is a predicted model, not a curated record. The transcript has a single exon. Gene Ontology annotation, molecular function: oxidoreductase activity.